This is a messenger RNA of Labrus mixtus (cuckoo wrasse), 8320 nucleotides long. It is a transcript of the gene robo2, whose product is annotated as roundabout, axon guidance receptor, homolog 2 (Drosophila). The transcript has 31 exons. The coding region runs from base 644 to 5389 and encodes 1581 amino acids. The record is from RefSeq and is a predicted model, not a curated record. Gene Ontology annotation, molecular function: protein binding. Lineage: Eukaryota; Metazoa; Chordata; Actinopteri; Labriformes; Labridae.
AGAGAGGGAGGGAGAGAGAGGAAAGGAGGAUGUCUGACUGACUUGUACUAUGACUGUAAUGUUACACUUCCAGCGCUUUAUCCCAGGAAAGACACAUGGGUCUUUUGGGAGCUGGUUCCCGUUGUAACAAAACAACUUUUGGGGAAUGCUUGAGAGUUUCGGGCUGGCUUGUGUUCAGUGAAUCAGCCGAGCCAUGCGCUGAAGUGUGGAGACAUCGGUGAAGAUUUGAGAGGUGCCGGGGAGCGUCCCAAGGAGCCGAGGAGCUGCGGAGAAGCCUGUGGUUGUUUCCAACUGUGGACUUUAAUUUCUUUUCUCUCUGGCUCCGUUUUCUUCAGCUUGUGUUGUUGGUCAUCUUGUAGAAGAGGCAGACAUUACGGAUGAACUCGCGGUGCCAACAGGGAUAACACGGAGAGUUUGGCUCUAAGCUUUGGUGGAUAUGAACACCCCGAGCAGCUCCGGGUGACAUGCUGUGAAAUGGAUCCUUUUAGUUUUUGGACAUUGAAACUGGCUUGUGUCAGUAAUUAGGGUCCCUCCAAAACUCUCAGACACACGGAGUCGACUUUUUAUUUUGGUCAUUUUGGACAUCAUUUCUGCAGUGAAAUCGAGGAUUUGCGCGCCCGCCGCGGAUGUUUAAUAUGCUAGUAUGGGUCCGCUAGCGUUCAUCCUUGUUGGUGGAUUACUGUAUAUUCAAGUUGAUGGAUCCCGUCUACGCCAGGAGGACUCCCCACCCCGGAUUGUGGAGCACCCCUCUGACCUGAUUGUCUCCAAAGGGGAACCCGCCACCCUCAACUGUAAAGCAGAGGGGCGGCCGACCCCGACAGUGGAGUGGUACAAGGACGGAGAGCGGGUGGAAACGGACAAGGAUGACCCACGUUCUCACCGCAUGCUGCUGCCCAGUGGUUCGCUCUUCUUUCUACGCAUUGUUCAUGGACGACGGAGCAAACCAGACGAGGGAGCCUACGUCUGCGUGGCACGGAACUACCUGGGAGAAGCUGUGAGCCGUAAUGCAUCUUUGGAAGUAGCAUUGCUGCGAGAUGACUUCAGACAAAACCCGACAGACGUGGUGGUGGCAGCAGGAGAGCCAGCCAUCCUGGAGUGUGUUCCUCCCAGAGGCCAUCCUGAACCCACCAUCUACUGGAAGAAAGACAAAGUGCGAAUUGAAGACAAGGAUGACAGGAUCACUAUUCGAGGAGGAAAGCUAAUGAUUUCCAACACAAGAAAGAGUGACGCUGGCAUGUACAUCUGUGUGGGUACCAACAUGGUCGGAGAAAGGGACAGCGAGACAGCACAAGUCACAGUAUUUGAGCGACCGACCUUCCUCCGCAGGCCCAUCAACCAGGUGGUCCUGGAAGAGGAGAGUGUUGAGUUUCGAUGCCAGGUACAAGGAGACCCUCAGCCAAAUGUACGCUGGAGGAAAGACGACGUUGACGUUCCUCGUGGGAGGUACGAGAUCAAGUAUGACAAGGACGACUAUGUGCUGAGAGUGAAGAAGGCUUCCGUUAACGACGAGGGCACGUUCACCUGUGUUGCAGAAAACCGCGUGGGCAAGUUGGAGGCGUCCGCCACUCUCACAGUCAGAGCUCGCCCUGUCGCUGCUCCUCAGUUUGUCAUCCGCCCAAGGGACCAAAUCGUGGCCCAAGGCCGCACUGCCACCUUCCCGUGUGAAACCAAAGGAAACCCUCAGCCUGCCGUCUUCUGGCAAAAGGAAGGCAGUCAGAAUUUGCUGUUUCCAAACCAACCCCAGCAGCCCAACAGUCGCUUCUCUGUGUCGCCCAGCGGAGACCUCACCAUCUCAUCUGUGCAGCGGGCAGAUGCUGGUUACUAUAUCUGCCAGGCCCUGACCGUUGCAGGCAGUAUCCUCGCCAAGGCUCAACUGGAGGUCACAGAUGUACUCACAGACAGGCCGCCACCCAUCAUCCGCCAAGGUCCGUCCAAUCAGACGCUGGCGGUGGACAGUGUGGCUCUGUUGAAGUGCCAGGCGUCAGGAGACCCCAUCCCCUCCAUCAGCUGGCUGAAGGAUGGUGUCAGUCUGCUGGGAAAGGACUCGCGCAUGUCUCUGCAGGAGCUGGGCAGCCUGCAGAUCAAAAGCAUCAAGCUUUCAGACUCUGGGAUCUACACAUGUGUGGCUACCAGCUCCAGUGGUGAAACAUCAUGGAGUGCUUUCUUGGAAGUCAAAGAAUCAGGUAGUGUGUUGGUCGUGAAGAACCAUGAUGAGAAUGAGCUACCAGGCCCUCCAUCUAAACCUCAGGUCACUGAUGUCACCAAGAACAGUGUGUCCUUAUCCUGGCAGCCUGGGAUGGUUGGAGCAUCACCUGUCUCCUCUUUUGUCAUUGAAGCAUUCAGUCAGUCCGUGAGCAACAGCUGGCAAACAGUGGCUGAUCAUAUCAAAACAACCCAGUUUACCGUCAAAGGUCUGCGUCCCAACACAAUCUAUCUGUUCAUGGUGCGAGCAGUCAACAACCAGGGCCUGAGUGAUCCAAGCCCCAUGUCUGAACCUGUCAGAACACAAGAUAUAAGUCCUCCAGCUCAGGGUGUUGACCACAGGCACGUGCAGAAGGAACUCGGAGAAGUGAUAGUUCGCUUGCACAACCCUGUUGUCUUGAGUCCCACAACUAUUCAGGUCACAUGGACGGUGGAUCGGCAGUCCCAGUUCAUCCAGGGUUACAGAGUUCUGUACAGGCAGACCUCCGGACUCCCCUCACCAGGACCCUGGCAGAUGCAGGAUGUUAAGGUCCCUUCUGAACGCAGCGUUGUCCUCUCUUCGCUGAAAAAGGGCAUUGUGUAUGAGAUCAAAGUUCGCCCUUAUUUCAACGAGUUCCAAGGCAUGGACAGUGAAUCAAGAACAUCUCGCACAACUGAAGAAGCUCCAAGUGCCCCUCCUCAGCAGGUAACAGUUCUGACUGUGGGAAACCAGAACAGCACUUCAAUUAGCAUUUCCUGGGACCCUCCUCCACCAGACCACCAGAACGGCAUUAUCCAGGAGUACAAGAUCUGGUGUCUGGGGAACGAGACACGUUUCCAUGUAAAUAAGACAGUGGAUGCAGCCAUACGUUCAGUGGUGGUGGGCGGGCUGCAGGUAGGCGUGGUGUACCGGGUGGAGGUGGCUGCAAGCACAAGUGCCGGGGUUGGAGUCAAGAGUGAACCUCAGUCUAUUAUCAUCGGUAAGGAGUUCCGGGACGUGAUUAUACAUGGGAACCGGAACAACAGCAUCACAGAGCAGAUUACUGAUGUGGUGAAACAGCCUGCUUUUAUUGCCGGUAUUGGUGGGGCCUGCUGGGUCAUCCUCAUGGGCUUCAGCAUCUGGCUCUACUGGAGAAGAAAGAAGAGAAAGGGUCUGAGCAACUACGCAGUUCAGUCCUUCACCUUCACCCCUGCAGUGACAUUCCAGAGGGUCGAUGGUGGUCUGAUGAGCAAUGGAAGCCGGCCGGGCCUGCUUAAUGCCAGUGACCCAGGUUACCCCUGGUUAGCGGACUCUUGGCCGGCCACCAGCCUGCCUGUCAACAGCAGUUCCGGGGGACCAAAUGACCUGAGUAACUUUAGCCGAGGAGAUCUCCCCUCUGGUCAAGGGGAUAAAACAGGCACCAUGCUAUCUGAUGGAGCCAUCUACAGCAGCAUAGACUUCACCACCAAAGCCAACUACAACAGCCCUGGUCAGACAUCCCAAGCCACUCCCUACGCCACCACCCAGAUUCUCCACUCCAGCAGUAUCCACGAGCUGGCUGUGGAUCUUCCCGAGGCUCAGUGGAAGGCCUCACUGCAGGCCAAGCAGGAGAUGGCCAGCUUGGGCUACUCCCUGCCUGACAAGAACUCAUGCAACAACACCCUCCUUUUCAUUCCUGACUACCGAUUGGCCGAUGGAUUGUCUAAUAGAAUCCCACACAACCAAUCACAAGAUUUCAGCACCACCAGCUCUCACAACAGCUCAGAGCGAAGCGGCAGUCUCUCAGGUGGAAAGGGAGGGAAGAAGAAGAAGACCAAGGCUGGCUCUAAACCCAGUAAAGCUAAUGGGUCCAACUGGGCCAAUGUUCCCCUGCCCCCUCCUCCUAUUCACCCCCUCCCUGGCACUGAGAUGGACCAUUAUCCCAAUGAGCUUCAUGAAGGAGCAGGGUAUGAGAGUGAUGGAUGGGGCCCGCCCAUGCCUGUGCAGACUUAUCUCCACCAAGGUAUGGAGGACGAGCUGGAGGAAGAGGAGGAGAGGGUUCCCACUCCACCCAUCCGAGGGGUUGCCUCCUCCCCCGCUGCCGUUUCCUUUGGACAACAGUCCACCGCCACCCUUACCCCUUCUCCCAGAGAUGAAAUGCAGCCCAUGCUCCAGGCUCAUUUGGAUGAACUAACCAGAGCAUACCAACUGGACAUGGCAAAGCAGACAUGGCACAUGCAGGUUGGCUCCCUCCCUCCCCAGGCUCCAGCUCCUCCAGUGGGCUACGUGUCUAGCACAAUGGUUUCUGACCUGGAGACUGACCUGCCGGAUGAGGAGGAGGAGGAGGAGGAAGAGGAGGAGGAUGAAGGCUAUGGAGCCAGGCAUCCCCGUGGGAUUGAGCACACACCAGGGUCUAGCAUGGACAACCUGGACAGCUCUUUAACAGGGUCCAUGGUGAAUGGGUGGGGCUCAGCCUCGGAGGACGACCGUAAUUUCUCCAGCCACAGGUCCAGUUUGGGCAGUUCGUCCGAUGGCUCCAUCUUUACUCAAUGCAGUUUUGCCCAGGCCCUGGUGGCAGCGGCAGACAAGGCGGGAUACCGCCUGGAUGGCACAAGUCUCAGCAAGAGAGGUAAAGGCUUGUCUCACAGGCCCCGGCCCGGCAGCCCAUUCUCAACAGAUGGCAGCACAGUCGGCACACACAGCCUGGGCCACCAGAGGGCCACCAGGCCCACACGCAAACCCCGAAGCCAGGGCACAGCACCCCACCGGAGAGAUCCUGGUGCAGACGACCUACCUCCUCCUCCUGAGCCUCCUCCCUGUCAGGGGCAGGGCCGUAUCCAGGGGGCCCGCAGCAUAAGCAGCAUGGCACCCCCCACAGAGAGAAAGGCUUCAUCUCUGGAGCGCCCGCCUAUAUCAGGGGUCCUGCCUGAUGACAUAAAGAACUCGAUGGACAGACAGACGCGCACCACUCUGGAUCAUCAUCGCCAGGCUCAAGACAGACUGGGCUCCAUGGAACGAACUGAUGACGGACGCAGGGGACACAAAACAGAGGAGGGGUGCCUGCCAUACAGUAAACCAUCCUUCCCCUCCCCCGGGGGUCAGAGCUCCUCUGGCACAGCCUCCUCUAAGGGCUCGACGGGUCCACGACAGCCACAGCAGUGGACGGCUUCGGAGCACGCUGACUUCCUGGGGGCCAACGGACAGGGACAGUACUCGGGGGAGUUAUGUGAUGAUCUGCCGGGGAUGUGAACUGGAAAACACGUUGGUCUUACCUCGGAGGAAAGACGCCCUUCCAGUGUGGGCAACGAACUUUGUCCUUCUCUGUGUGCCCUCAAAGGGAAGAGGAGCAGCAGAGGGCACGUCCGAGAAACGCAGUGUCACAGAACUGUAAAUGUGAUGUAUAGACACAGACAUACUGUACAUCUCACUAUGUUCUUUUGUCCUCAAGAAAAUUUUCCACCUCCUACCUUACUGUUAUUUUCUUUUUGUUAGAAAAAGGCAAGUAAAAAAAAAAAAGGAAAACAUCUAUAUGAGAACACAUUUUUCUGGUAACUGUCCUUGGGGGGCGGGGGGAGGGGGUGUAAAAGGGAAUUUUGUUUCCUGUAAAUAUAUUCUUUAAGUUGUUGUUGCAUUGCUAUGCAAGCCUGAUUCAGUUUGAACUUUUUAUUUCCAUUAACAGGAACAGUGGGUUUUAUCUGGUCAUUUGUAUUAUAUGUGAAUUGAGUGGCUGUUGUGCCAUAAAAUAAUUGUUUUAUAGUCCAUUGUUUGUUAAUAGUUACCAUUAAUUAUUAUCAUUAUUAUUAUUAUUAUUAUUAAUUAUUGUUUUUGCACUGCAAUUUUUGGUGAUAAGCACAAAAACAUAGCUCCUGCUGACAUGAAGAACCGGAAGAAUAUGUGAAGAGGAGUUUCUGUACUGUAAAGUAAAGAGAAGAAAAUUAUAUACUUAUGUACAGAGAGAUAUUAAAGAGUAAGGCUUUGACAAAUGAGGCACCCAUUCCCAUAGGUUAGACCCAUUGGGUGGCAGACACACAAGGUUUGAGAGUCUGAGGGGCAGAUAUGAAGCGUGAAGAACUGGACACAAAGCUGUAGCUGAACGAGUAGAAGAAUUCCUAAGUCAUACCAGAAACAUGACGUGCUCCGUGUUUUACACAUUUCAUUUUAGACAUUUGAAUAUUUACAGAGACAGACUGGAAAGUUUUUAGUUUUGAGAGUCUGCAAGCAUUUCAAGUUUUCUUUGAUUUACUGCCUAAAAAUCUACUACACUAAGUUUGCGCGUGAGGGAGAGUCAGUGAAAUCUGUGCACACGCUGUAUACAGUCACAGCACUUACAGGCUGGUUUAUGAUUCUUUUAUCGCCUUAACAGGUAAACAGACAUCACACAGGAGUAUUUCUAGGGAUUGGUAGAGAUUAUACUCCCACAUCUACAUGUAAUUUCAGUGGAGCAACACAAUUUGUUUACAUCUUUAAUGUUUGAAAAUGUAUGUCUUCAGUUGCAUCCAUUUGAAUAUGGUUUGCUUUUUUAGAGCACUUACUGUUUUAUGUUUGUUUCAUGUGUGGUCCAGCUAAGUGCUGCUAAAUUUAGGGUCUCUUAACGUUGGUGCCUCCGUCACCAACACACUAUAAUCUGCACAGUGUUGUGUGUGAAUUACUUUUUAAAAAAUGUGUAUGAUUUACAAUGCAGCUUUGAGUUACUGUUUGAUAGCAGACAGGGGAGUUAAAAUGGAGAAAAGCCUUGACUAUUCACUAGCAGGUCUCACUGCCUCCAUGUCUACAGCCACACUGUGCAGCAGAUCACUUUCUAUCUGCCACACAAACACACACUUCUCCUCUGCCGCUUCGACUUCUCAGCCUCUGGAUCUCAAUAUUUUUCAGUCAAUGUUUUUUUUAUUGGUUGUCCUUUUUUUAAAUGAAAAGCUUGUUUCUUUGUAUGCCUUUUAUGGACUCCAAAAACGCUGCUUACUACAAUGUUUUCAAGAUUAAUGUUCAGGAUUUUUGUGGUUCGAUGACUGUUUUGUCUUUUUUUGUACUGCUAAUGUUGAUAAAAAGUGGGGGUGGAAACUAAAGGCCAUCAGAUGCUGUUGUACUGUUGUCGUCAUGCCAUCGUCAUUUUCUAUCAUCCACCCAGUGGCCAGUGUUCUGGAAAUGAGGUGCAAAGAGUAUCUCAGGUUAUUUUACAUUCUGGUGAUGUUUAUGUAUGUGUAUAUAUGUGUAUAUAUCCAUACGCAUCUCCAAUUGAUUCUGCCAUUCCGUUUUCAUUUACUAAAGUAUCCCUGUCAUGCCCGUUUCUGUCGUCCCCUCUUCUUUUCUGCUGUGGAUUUUGAUUCUGAGUAAAACGUGCUGGUUCAUCCACCUUAAGACAAGAUGUCAAUAAAAGAACAUACCAAAUUAAGAUUGAUAUUUCUAAUGUCUAAUGCGUUUCCGUGUCUCUUUAAUACUCAUUGUUUUCUUUCAAAUCACAGUGUCGUUUUGUAUUUAUUAAAAUGAUAAUAAAGGUAUAUUGUGAAAUAUGCAUAAAGAUUCGUGGAAUAUAAGAUGUGUUUUAUGUUCCUUGUAAAGUUUGCUGUCAGAAGUGAGCAGCUGGGCUGUAAGGAGGUGAUGAUGGGAGGCACACAGCGGCAAAAAGAAGGCGGGUCAGUAGUCGUCUGAGUCACUCUUCGUCCUGCAUGUUCACCGCACUGCUCCUAUCAUCUCGAACCUGAAGAAACUUUAGACUUUUUUGAACACAAGGAGCGAAAGCGCUCAUGAUUUGCUUGUGGAGACAAUAGAGAAAACGUCUUUGAAGAAGGAUGGAAGUACUUUGGCACUCCCUCUUUUUUUUUUUUCAUUUUCUCAAUAUUGUUGAUUCUUUGUAGCCUCUCUGUGUGUUGCCUUUUUGCUAUAAAAGAGGAUUAAAAACAACAAAAAGAGAACGUUGUUGGGUGAAGUCUUUCUGUACAGUACGGGGUGAGGUGACACCCUGAUCCUAUGCCAUUUCUACAGUACAGUACAUCCUGCUUUUCUGUUUCUUUUUCUGUAAACCACCUUCUGGAUUCACUUGCAUGUCCUCGUCCAAGAAGAGAGAGUGAAUCAAGAAAAUAAACUUUUACAGUCUCAUUCCCAUGUCCUGUAAGAUAAAUCCAUGUUCUUUUAUUUCCUUGUACCUGGAUCAAUAUCAAAUAAAAUAUUUUUGAAAAAUGAAAA